This is a messenger RNA of Scomber japonicus (chub mackerel), 3981 nucleotides long. It is a transcript of the gene rpgrip1, whose product is annotated as RPGR interacting protein 1. NCBI's taxonomy places the organism in Eukaryota, Metazoa, Chordata, Actinopteri, Scombriformes, Scombridae. The record is from RefSeq and is a predicted model, not a curated record. The annotation marks the transcript as partial. The transcript has 30 exons. Gene Ontology annotation, biological process: retinal rod cell development; non-motile cilium assembly. Gene Ontology annotation, cellular component: photoreceptor connecting cilium.
AUGUCACCAGUUAUGGACGAGACAGCAGGGGACCUCCCAGUGAGAGAUGUGGGAUUGAUGAAAGGAGGACUUAUGCCAACUGUCCCAGAUAAUGUACGUGAUGUGAAGUCAUGGAAGAAGCAUCACACCAUGAAGAUAAAAGAUCCUCAGCGCCUGUUUCGGUUUCCCAGGGAGCACCUGGAAGACCUGUGUCUUCGCCUGCAGGAGGAGAACAAUGUGCUGAGACAGCACACACGUACACAGGAGCAGAGGCUCCGCAGAAUGUCCACCAGACUGACGCGUCUUCGACAGUCCCGGCCUGGGUCUAGCUGUGUUAAGGAGAGGGAAAUGGAGGACACUGUACAGGAGCUGGAAGCUCGAGUGGCCAUGCUGGAAAGCCAGAAGGGAGUACUACAGAACAAGCUCAGCCUGGCCAAGCAGCACAUUAUGGACCUGGGAGGACGCACACCAUACAGGAUCAGCAAAGGUAAAAGUAUGGAAGUAGAGGGUGGGGUGAGGAGGGCAGCACAGACAGCCCCGCCCCGCUACGGCCCCACGCUGGACGACACCAGGGCAGAAAUGGAGAGAUUCAGAUCCAGUGUGACAGAGCACAUGAGGAUGUCGGAGCUGGAGCUGACCACCCAGUCGCUCAGAGACACACUGAGAGAGAAAGAGAAAGAGCUUGAUGGAACUGUGAAAGAGAUGAGGAAGCAGCAGGCUGACAGACACAGAAUAAAUAUUCGAGAGAACGUGGAUCUGAUCCGUUUACAAAAGCAGCUGUCAGAAAAGAGCACCACCUUAAGAGUCACUCAGGAGAAGUUCAAUGACCUACAAGAGGCAUUUGAGAAUCAGCUAGCGGAGAGUCAGAGGUCGCUGAAGGAAAGCCAGGGAGCUCUGCUGCAGAGAGUGGAGGAGCUGACUGAACAGCUGAAACAGGAGAGACAGAGAGCUCUGACACUGGAGGGAAAACUAACCACUUCCACCCUGUCUCUACAGUCUCUAGAGAAGCUACAGGAGAGGAUAUCAGACCUGGAGGGAGAGAGGGAUCAGAUAAAAGAAAACUAUGACACUCUACUAGAGAGUACUUUAUCUACUCACAGCAAACAUGAUGGCCAAGUGGAAAAAUACAAGGCGCCAGAGCGAAAAAGGGAGGAAUCAGGAGAAAGGAUUCGCAGCAGUGAUGAUCACAGACUUCAGGAAAUGCUGGAACUGGAGAAGGAGAAACUGAGACAAGAGAGGCAGCUAUUGGAGGAGCGGAGGGAGCGAGAAACAGAGUUUUCUGGGCUGAUGAGAGACAAACGAGAGAAUCUGGAACGUCAGGUUCUUGAGUACAAAGAGCAGGUGUUUGUUCUGCAGAAUAGACUGGACUCUGUUAGUAAGGAGUUCGACAUGAGUGUUGAGGAGCUCAGUGAGACUCUUGUGCAGAUCAAGGCAUUUAGGAUUCAGCAGGAGAACAGGGAGGGUCUACGCUUUCUUAAGACUGAUGGGAAGUUGGACGAGUCAUUCCAUGAGCUAGUGAACAUCCAGGCAUCGCAUGCUGAGACUGUGCUGGAAUUACAGAAAACCAGAAACCUUCUUCUGGUAGAGCACCGUAUCACUAAAGAUCUGCAGGAAGAGUUGAACACAAUCAAACAAAAGAUGGCGAGAGACUGGGAGGAGACCAGGGUGAGGAUGACAGAGAAAGACAAACUUUUAGCAAAAAGAGCUCUUCAGAUCAACACUUUACAAGCCCAGUUGAAAGAGUUAGCAUACAGCCCGAGGAACUACAAUAGGACCAUACCAAUACAGUACACCUGGCCAGCUGCAGAUCAGGAAGUGGUACAGCCCAUUGAGGACAACUUGUCUUUUUCUCAGCUGAGGGCCGGGGAGUCGCUGUUGGAAAUUCACCUUAAGGCUGCCACCUUCACUCCAGGAGGACUUCGUAGCAUGGGCCGCAUUCAUCCAGGAGCGGACAGAGGCGAGGACAUUGUGACCUUCUGUACCUACAGCCUCUUGGACUUUGAGGUGCACUCCACUCCUCUGGUGUCAGGGAGCCAACCCAACUAUGGCUUCACCUCACGUUAUGCUCUCACAGCCCGUGACCUGGGCAAGCUGGGAGGCCAGAGGUCAAGGGUCAAAGUGGAGCUCCACCAGGUGUUAGGAGGAGUCAAGUUUGUCACGCAUGGAAGUGGGCAGAUGGCCCUCAUGGGUGCCAUGGAGAAGAUAGGAGAGCGCAUCAGUGGGCGAAUCAAUAUUACAGGAUCUGAGGGUGUUAUUAUUGGCGUUGUGGAUUUUUGGGUGCGCCUGUACCCUCCCGCAGAGCCGAUGGACACCAUGGUAGAGAGAACAGGUGGCAGGAGGACAGCCACACAGAGGAGUCCUGUGCAGGUCUCUCUUGGCUGGCAAGAAAGCAGUCAGGAGGAGUUACAUGACUACGGUGGAGGGAUACCCAAUGAGUUGAUGUUAGUGUUGGAACGCUGUGUGGGCCUCAGUGCACGUUGGCCGGGACUACUUCCUGAUGCCUACCUAACAUACAGGCUCUAUGACCUGCCACCUCACGUCUCUGAAACAGUCCAGUGCUCUACUGACCCGGUCUUUAACGAUACUGCCAGCUACCCACUAGCAGUAACAGCUGAUGUGUUGCACUACCUGAGGUCUAGCAGUCUGUGGGUGUAUGUGUUUGAUGACAGUGAUGACCAGAUACCGCCAGCCUAUCUGGCCAAGACCCCAAUCCCACUGCGAGCUCUGGCUACAGGCAGAGAGAUCAGAGGUGACUAUGUUCUGCGGGAUCCAGCCGGUGGACCGAAAGGCAUGGUCAGGAUCAUGUUAAAAUGGAAGUACCCCUUUCAACCACCUGCAGACACAGUGGUUGGAAGACCGGGAAGAGGAGUGGAAAAACAAGGCAGAGCAAUGGAAAGAACGGAGUGGGAGGAGAGGAGAAGAGAGGAGGCUGAGGUGCCACAGAGGCCCAUAGCAAAGCCCAGAGUGAAGACCCAGCUACUUGAACCAGGAGAAAGCAAAGCAGUGCAGAAAGAAACAAAAGCCUGGCCUCGGCCUCCAUCUGUCAAACAGAAGGACGGACGACCAGAGCGAACCCCCUCUGUGAAACCGCUGGCUUCUCGUCAGUCCACAGACAGUAAGAGAUCCACUAAGAGGAUGCCUGAGCCAAGAGCAAUCACACCCUCUCGUUUUCCAACUCGCAAAUCUUCAGCAGCAACAUCUUCCAGAAAAUCAUCAGCCACACUGUCGAGGAGAAGCACUGCCAGCGAUACCAGGACUCGGGACCUUCCCUCUAUGGAUCAGGUGUCAAUGGAUGAAGAAGAGGAGGGAGAAGAAAGGACUGAGAGUGGUCACAGUGAAGCUGCAGAGUCUUCAGAGUCAAAUUCAUCACAAAGUGACAUUAUCAUCAUUCCACGAAGACGAAAAAUAAGAAAAGGAGACAAGCUGAGAGUCGAGAUUCUGUCGCUGACAUUUGAACCAUCCUCUCACGUGGCUCUGGACGAGUCAGUGCAGCGGCUUUAUGUGGAAUAUCGGCUGCUGGGCGUCCCCAUGGAGACGACAGAAACACCCAUGUCCCUCCGCAAACCCACAGAGGGGGAGGAGAUUCACUACAACUUCACACGAGUGAUCUAUGUGGAUGGUUCACAGUCAGCUUCUCUCAGACAGUAUAUUUACACCAUGUUGGAGGGCAGUGACCCCAACCAGGGCAGGUUAAAGUUCACAGUUGUCAGUGAGCCAAUGGAUGAUGACGAGGAGUGUGUAGACGUUGGACAUGCUUUCCUGGACCUACAGGAACUGUUGCUCACAGGAAGAGAUGUUACUGAACGACAAAUUGACAUUGUAAGUGUGGAUGAAGAGAAGGAGGUAAUAGGACAUCUGAAAGUGUCUCUGGAAGCAGAGAAAGCGUUCACUGGUAUAUACAGGGAGUUUCACCGUGAACAUGAGAAAGAAGAUGAGACAGAAGACGAAGAGGAGGAGAAGGAGGAGAAGGAGGAGGAGGAGGAGGAGGACGAAGAGCAGGAG